Chaetomium globosum CBS 148.51 is the source of this 1410-nucleotide messenger RNA. RefSeq lists its product as uncharacterized. Gene Ontology annotation, biological process: phospholipid metabolic process. Gene Ontology annotation, molecular function: phosphatidate phosphatase activity. The record is from RefSeq and is a predicted model, not a curated record. The transcript is spliced from 3 exons. Lineage: Eukaryota; Fungi; Ascomycota; Sordariomycetes; Sordariales; Chaetomiaceae. Bases 1 to 1410 code for a protein of 469 amino acids.
AUGCCCGACGACUCCAUUCGCCCUCUCAUCUACGCCCGCUCGUUCUCCCCCGCACCGACCUUCGAAGCCCUCAAUCCUACUAGUAUGGACAAUCUGGAUCUCGCCGGGGGUAACGUGCGGAGGAAAGGGACGGUAUCAUGGGUCCUAGCGCUCUCCUAUGUUUUCGACUGGGCGGUACUCGCCGCCUUUGCCGCCAUCGGCUACGUUCUAGGGCAUAUCACUCCGAAUAAACGGCCAUUCUCUCUAGACGACCGCAAUAUCGCCUUUCCAUUCACCGUCAACGAGACAGUUCCGGUCUGGCUCGCGGUCGUUAUCGCUAUCAUCGCCCCCAUCUUCUUGAUCAUAGUUAUCUGCCUCAUCUUCGUUCCCGGUGCGACAGUCCCCGUUGGGACUCCCAAGUCCCUGAUAUGGAAGCGCAAGCUCUGGGAGCUGCAUACAGGCCUGCUCGGGCUCGCAUUGUCCGUAGUCGCGGCUUGGUUUAUCACCAACGGCAUGAAGAACUUGUUUGGAAAGCCACGGCCUGAUCUAUUGGACCGAUGCCAACCUGACCUGGACAACCUCUCCAAGUAUAUCAUCGGCGGCUUAAAGGGGCUGAAAACAGCGACCACGAGCGGCCAGCUCGUGAGCCCUGACAUUUGCAAGAAUCCGGACAAGUCCACCCUAGACGAUGGUUUCCGCAGUUACCCAAGCGGGCACUCGAGUUCUUCAGCUUCAGGGCUUAUCUACUUCUCCCUUUUUAUUGCCAGCAAGUUUGCCAUCACGAUCCCGUUCCUUGCCCCGGCCGGUUUCGCCGACGCCUCCGCCUUCACCGCGUUCCCUUCCCGCACACGUUUACCGAGCAUCAAGGUCUCAGGGCCCGACACCUACGAACUUUCCAACCGCGGACCCGGCGCGCCCACACCAUCGACGCUAGACUCGGCUCUAGGCAACAAGGGGAUCACGCGCCACAACCAAACCGUCUCGGCAGUCCGGCGGCAGGCCGCGGCGCCACCCAUCUACCUUCUCUGCCUCGCUGUCCUGCCCUUCUUCGCCUCGGUCUUCAUCGCCGGCUCGCGGUGGUGGGACUACCGCCACCACGGCUUCGACAUCAUAUUCGGCUACCUUAUCGGCGCCGUCUCGGCCAUCUUCGCCUUCCGCUACUACCACCUGCCCAUCUCCAGCGGCGCUGGGUGGGCGUGGGGACCCCGCAGCCACGACAAAGCUUUCUGGGCCGGCGUGGGGAGCUUUAGCUAUGCUACGGACCAUUUGCGCGGGCAGUACCGGUCUGGGGAUGAGGAGGAGGCUCUCACCGGCGGCGAUGGGUAUGGGCGCGGCAGUGGCAUGAGCGGUAAUACGGAGCCGCCUUCCUCGCGCAAGGGGCCCAGCCCGGAUGAUCGGGAUGUCUCGUACGUGGGCGAGGCGCGGAUCUAG